This is a messenger RNA of Gryllus bimaculatus (two-spotted cricket), 1492 nucleotides long. NCBI's taxonomy places the organism in Eukaryota, Metazoa, Arthropoda, Insecta, Orthoptera, Gryllidae. The record is from the annotation of a GenBank genome assembly.
UUCCAUGUUGAAGGACGUAGAAGUCAUACUUAGUGACGAAAGUUGUUAAGCAAAUGACUGCGUUUUAAAUACGUAUUGGAGCGAAGGUGCAGUAGAAAAUCUUUCGAAAUCGACUAAAUGUAAACUGAGUAAAAUGAGUCAACCGUCUCAAUUUGCAAAUCUAUGGGAUUCCAGUCCUCCAAAGAUUCCCAAUAUUGUACAAAAUGAGGAGGAAAAUCCAUUAUUUCCUGAAAUUGAUCCAACGGAUCCAUUGGAUCCCUCAGAUGCAGCACUUCAAGGCAUAGUCAAUCAUUGGCUUGGAUUGGCAAACACAGGAGAUCUAAAAGCUGCAGAAUUUGGACGAACAUGGCGUAUAUAUGUACCAGAUAUAUACACACCAUUUCGAAACCAAUCCUCAAGGAUUCCUGCUAGGAGUAGAAGGGUGCUGAUAGACCCUCUGGAGUGCUUCAUCAGCGGCGGCACCACCUUCUGGUCGCGCUACUCGUUCGCGAAGCUGACGCAGCGCCUGGCGCCCCUGGGCGAGAGCGGCACGUGCGCGCACAUCUUCGCCGAGCAGGAGAUCGCCUUCAGCUGCCUGGAGUGCGCGCGCGACGCGGCGUGCGUGCUGUGCGCGCGCUGCUUCAGCGAGUCGCCGCACCGCCUGCACUCGUACCGCAUGCGCACGUCGUGCGGCGGCGGGCGGUGCGACUGCGGCGACGCGUCGGCGUGGGGCGGGCGCGAGUGGUUCGACGGGAGCGCGAGCUCCGUGGCUGCUGCGCAGCCUGGAGCGCGCCGACGGCCCCGUACGCCAGGCAUCUUCAAGCCCUUCUGCCUGGUGAUGCUGAUGCCGGCCAAACUGCCCGACGCGUCGCGGGUGGGCGUGCGCCUGCCGCUGGCGCACCGCCGCGCGCCCUCCUACCGCCACCGGCUGCUCGCGGGCCUCAUGAACUACUGCUGCCGGGAGGGGCGCGCCGUCACGUCGUGCCUCCAAGAGGACGAGUGCCUCCAGCUGAGCGAGGAGCUCUUGCGCACCAUCCGCGACUUCCCGGACGCGCCGUCGUGCAGCCUGCAGGUGGUGCACGGCCACCACGUGGCGCACCAGAACUUCGCCAUGGACCUGCUGAAGUGGUUGCGCGCGCUGCUGGUGCGCGUGGACGAGCUGCGCGCCCUGUUCGCCGAGGUGGCGCUGCGCGCCAGGGUGUUCGAGCAGUCGGUGGUGGAGCACGUGCUGACGCGCGAGACGCUGCUGUGGCAGGGCGCGCGCAUCGUGUGGCGGGGCCUCUUCUGCGACGCCAUCGGGCUCGACGCCAACCGCCAGCCGUUCGCCGAGGUGUUCUUGCGCAGCUACCCGGUGAUGCUGCGCAACUACGUGCGCGCCGAGCACCUGCCGUACAGCUACUCGCUCAUCUCGCUGUCGGUGCAGUUCUUCGCGAUGCCGUCCAUGGCGCGCCACCUCAUGGAGCACAAGAACGCCAUAAGUAGAUUGGAACUGGAUGUAGAUUAUGAUGUUUAA